Molecule: messenger RNA, 2885 nt
Organism: Manacus vitellinus (golden-collared manakin)
Lineage: Eukaryota; Metazoa; Chordata; Aves; Passeriformes; Pipridae
Gene: DKC1
Product: dyskerin pseudouridine synthase 1
Exons: 13
Biological process (GO): rRNA pseudouridine synthesis; snRNA pseudouridine synthesis; box H/ACA sno(s)RNA 3'-end processing
Cellular component (GO): box H/ACA snoRNP complex
Molecular function (GO): pseudouridine synthase activity; RNA binding
Source: RefSeq, a predicted model, not a curated record
AUGUCUGGCAGAACGUGUCACCUCAGCUGGCGGGGUGGGUGCACGUGGGAAAGCAAUGCUGAAACCAGGGUGAGCUCAAGAAGAUUUGUAAUUUCUGCUUCUGGUUGGAUUUUGUAGAACUUUGACAAGUUAAAUGUGAGGACAGCACACUACACACCUCUUCCUUCCGGUGCUAAUCCUCUGAAGAGAGAGAUUUCUGAUUAUGUUAGGUCUGGCUUUAUUAACCUUGACAAACCUUCCAAUCCAUCCUCUCAUGAGGUGGUUGCGUGGAUCCGGCGCAUCCUCCGAGUGGAGAAGACCGGACACAGUGGCACUCUGGAUCCUAAGGUGACUGGGUGCCUCAUUGUGUGCAUUGAGAGGGCAACACGCCUGGUCAAAUCUCAGCAGAGCGCAGGCAAAGAGUAUGUGGGAAUUGUUCGGCUGCACAAUGCAAUUGAGAGUGAGGCUCAGCUGGCCAGGGCAGUAGAAACUCUGACAGGCGCAUUGUUUCAGCGACCACCCCUCAUUGCUGCUGUCAAACGACAACUGAGAGUCAGAACCAUCUAUGAGAGCAAGCUGGUGGAGUAUGAUCCUGAGAAAAGAUUAGGUAUCUUCUGGGUGAGCUGUGAAGCAGGCACGUACAUCAGGACUCUGUGUGUCCACCUGGGGUUACUGCUGGGUGUGGGGGGCCAGAUGCAAGAGCUCCGCAGAGUCCGCUCGGGCGUCCUGGGAGAGAAGGACAACAUGGUGACCAUGCACGACGUGCUGGAUGCACAGUGGCAGUACGACAACAACAAGGAUGAGAGCUACCUGAGGAGAGUCGUCCUGCCCCUGGAGAAGCUGCUGACUUCACACAAGAGGCUCGUCAUGAAAGACAGUGCGGUUAAUGCCAUUUGCUAUGGAGCCAAGAUCAUGCUGCCUGGUGUUCUGAGAUAUGAAGAUGGUAUUGAGCUUAAUCAGGAGAUUGUUGUCAUCACCACGAAAGGAGAAGCUAUCUGCCUAGCCGUUGCCUUGAUGACCACAGCAGUCAUUUCUACCUGUGACCAUGGCAUAGUAGCAAAGAUCAAGAGAGUGAUCAUGGAGAGAGACACAUAUCCCCGAAAAUGGGGUCUGGGCCCCAAGGCCAGUCAGAAGAAGAUGAUGAUCCAGAAGGGUCUGCUGGACAAGCAUGGAAAGCCCAACGAGAACACACCAGAUUCCUGGAAGAAGGAGUAUGUGGAUUACAGGGAUUCUUCCAAGAAAGAAGCAGCUGCUGAUCACCGACCUGUGUCAGAGCUGGAGAGGGCUUCAAAAAGGAAGCGAGAGUCGGAGAGUGAAGGUGAUGAAGCUGUGACCCCCCCGUCCCCUGCCACCCCUCCACCAGAGGAGCUGAGCAAAAAGGAAAAGAAAAAGAAGAAGAAAGAGAAGAAGGCCAAAGAGGCAGCUGAGAGCGGGGGAGAGCAAAUAGAAGUGAUCACUGAGACCAGCACCAAGAAGAAAAAGAAAAAGAAACAAAAGGAGGUCGAAGAGAGCUCGGAGUAAGCAACUGGAUCUGUCCAAAGCAGGCAACCUCAUCAUUAAGGAAGGAGGAAUCUGAGGCCUUGGGAAGAGGAGGACUGGCUGUGUUGGCAGAGGGGCCAGCAAGCUCCAGGUUCUUUUCUGCUGUAUAUGAGAGAGUGGGUGUGUUUGCCCAGGAUGCGCCCUGCUCAGGUGCCCCUCUUCAUCCUGUUUUAAGGGUUACCAGAGGAGUGGGGUGCCUGGCUGUCCCUGCACUGGGUUGAUCUCUAAAACUGAGCACUGUGAUGCCAAUAGAAGUGAUAUCUUCAGGGAAGCUGUAGCUUCUAGCUCUUACUUGGUGUCUGUUUUCACCCAGAGGGUGGAAUAAUCUUUCUCCCCCUUCUAGUACUGCCUCUUCCUUUUCUUCCAAGGCUGAAGCUGUUACCUGACAGUUACAUGAAUGUAUUGGUGCCUGUAGGACUGGCUUUGUCACAGCCCAUCUGAAUGGGUUUGGAUGGGGACAGUCAGAUCAGUUAUUGAAAAGGCUCUGCUUUGUUUUUAACUUGGCCACGUGCUUGGCUUGACCUACAUGAAAUGAAAUAGUCCACCCAGAUAUUCUUCAAUACCUUCUUUUUACCUUUUUCACAAAAGGUAAACGUUAAAACGUUUGGCUUGACCUACAUGAAAUGAAAUAGUCCACCCAGAUAUUCUUCAAUACCUUCUUUUUUCUUUUUACCUGUUUCACAAAAGGUAAACGUUAAAACGUUUACUUCCUCCUUUUUGCUGUAUUGCCCAGGGAUAUGCUUGUUGCUUGUCAGCUGAUCCCCAAACCCAGUGCCCUUGCCAGGGUGUACCUCUUGCUGGCUCUUUGCUCCUCUCUACCCACUUGUUGGAUUGCAACUGCAGGGCUUUGGGCUGCCUUUCCUGGUUUUGAUCCCCAGUGUGCUCUGAAGGCUAAAAGUGGGGAUGUUGCUGGGGGACAGAGGGUGACCAGGGGGUGACUGGCCUGUGUGCUUUUCUAAAGGGCUGCUGGGACUGGAGUCCUUGUCAGGAAAAGCUUGGUCAGAGGCAGCUCUGCAAGGGGCAUUGGGUGUUGGGCUUAAGCAGUUUCAGAAAGACUUUUCCUAAUUUCCUUAUCUGGGGGUCAAAGGUCUCUCUGUCACAGGGGUAGUGUGCCAGGAUUUUAGCUCAUUUUAAAUGGGGAAGGAUCCAGGCUGCUUUGUUCUGAGAUUCAUCCCCGCAGAGAUUCUGUGACUUUUAACCUCAUUCAUUGCUUUUAUCUUAACUGUCUAUCCUCCCCUCCAUAGCUGGAGAUAAAUUCAGGCAGUGGGGACAGCAGCUGGUGGCUGUCAGAACCUGAGCAGGAAAAAAAAAAUAAAAAAGGUCCAUUUUUAUGUCCUCUUUUUUAUAUAAAAAAUAAAAGUCCUGUU